Pseudonaja textilis is the source of this 1875-nucleotide messenger RNA. RefSeq names its product family with sequence similarity 43 member A (gene FAM43A). Lineage: Eukaryota; Metazoa; Chordata; Lepidosauria; Squamata; Elapidae. The record is from RefSeq and is a predicted model, not a curated record.
GUCCCUCGGGAUGCGCGGGCGGCCGGGGCGACGACGGGCGCGUCCAGCUGAGGACCGGGAGCAGCAGCCGCAGCGCCCCGGACUGGCUGCGCCGUCGGGAAGCGGCGGGGGCGCCGCGAUGCUGCCCUGGAAGAGGCACAAAUUCGAGCUGCUGGCCGCGGACGAGGAGUGUCAGCCCCAGCCGCCGCAGCACCCGCAGCCCCAGCAGCACCCGCAGCACCCGCAGCACCCGCAGCCGCAGCAGCAGGGCCGGCGGCGGGAGCGGCAGCAGCCAGCGGGCCCGCGCGGCGCUUCUCCGCCGUCGGGGAAGGCCAAGGACUACUGCCAGGCGGGCGCCGGGAGCCUGCCCUGCCCCGCCGCCCUGGGCUCGCUGGCCCGCGCCUGCCCGGCCGAGAGCGCCCUCUCCAGGAUGGGCAGCCUGUUCCGCUCCAAGCGCAAGAAGUUCCGCGUGAGCAGCGAGGCGCCCACCUACACGGCGCUCUACCUGGGCAACGCCACCACGCUGCAGGCCAAGGGCGACGGCUGCACCGACGUGGCGGUGGCCAAGAUCUGGGCCAAGAGCGAGGCCGGCCGCCACGGCACCAAGAUGAAGCUGACCAUCGGGCCGCAGGGCAUCCGCCUGGCGCCCGCGGUGCCGGCGGAGGCCGCCUCCCGUCCGGGCCACCUCUACCUGCUGCACCGCGUCACCUACUGCGUGGCGGACCCGCGCCUGCCGCGUCUCUUCGCCUGGAUCUACCGCCACGAGGUGAAGCACAAGGCGGUGCUGCUCCGCUGCCACGCCGUGCUGGUCUCCAAGGCGGAGAAGGCCCGCGCCAUGGCGCUGCUGCUGUACCAGACCUCGGCGGCGGCGCUGGCCGAGUUCCGCCGCCUCAAGAAGCGCGCCGACGCGCGGCACCAGCAGCUGCAGCAGGUGGGCCCCGGGGCCGACGGCGCCAUCCCGCUGGUGCCGCUCCGCAAGCUGCUCCUGCACGGGCCGGGUGGCUGCUACAAGCCGCCCGUCGAGCGAAGCCGCAGCGCGCCCAAACUGGGCUCCAUCACCGAGGACUCGCUGGGCGAGGAACUGGAGGAGCGCGCCGCCGGGCCGGGCUGUGCCAACGGCGGCCAGCGGGAGGACUGUGACGGCGGCCAGGGGGAGGACGACGAGCUGCUGGCCCCACUGGAGGGGGAGGAGGAGGAGGACGGGGAGGGCGCGGCGCCCGCGGGGUCCAGCCUGGGGCAGCUCAUCUGCGGACUGGGCGAGCUGGCCAUCGGCAACGACGUGGCGCUUCUCCGCGCCGACCUGCGCGUCACCCGCCUCCUCUCCGGGGAGAGCACCGGCAGCGAGUCUUCCAUCGAGAGCAAUGGACACGAGGGCGGCGGGGGCUCCUCACCCCCGCCGCCCUUGCGGUCCUGCCACAGCCCAGAGGCCGACUGCGGCUGAUCAGUCCCGCUUCCUCCCGCGGAUCUGAGGGGCCCCAGGCAGCGCCAGGAAAGAGGGCGGCCCGGCGGAGAACGGCCCGGGAUGGGCGCCGGAGGUCGGCCUGCCUGCCUGCCGCCCCUUCCCCCAGCUGCGGCCAAAUGUCGGUCGGUCGGUCCUCGGGGUGGGGGAGGGGCGCGUUUGUUUACAGCCGUGGAAUUUGGCGUCUGAAAGGGCGGGGCUCCUUCGUGGCUCCCACUCUGCGGGGAGCGGGGCGUCUUUACCCGGAAGGCUGGGGAAAGGGGGCUCUUCCCCAGGAGCUCCCCUCCCCUCCCCCCCCCCGGAUCUUUUGCUGUGCAAAAAGAAACUGGACCGUGUGGAUCUUCAUUGGAACCUGAGGAGUCGCUGCCCCCUUUGGUGGGGGGUGGGGGGGAACCUGGAUUUUGGCUGUCUUGGUUUGUCUUGCACACAAUAAAAGU